Molecule: messenger RNA, 1620 nt
Organism: Adineta ricciae
Lineage: Eukaryota; Metazoa; Rotifera; Eurotatoria; Adinetida; Adinetidae
Source: the annotation of a GenBank genome assembly
AUGUUGUCAAUUGUGACGUGCGGUGGUAUUUAUUGUCCAUUAUCAUUUUAUGAUUCAGAAAAUGAUUUACAUUUGUUAUUACAAAAUAUUCAAAGUCAUCUUGUUCUUGUUCAUUGUUUGACAAAAACCAAGUUUGAUGGGAAUAUUAUUUCACUUGAUAUUGGCUCAAUAUUAACUAAUACGAUUACUGAAAAUAAUACAAAUAUAGACACAUUCCUAGACGUUGUUUUAACACCAAAGAAUAUUGCCUAUACAAUAUCUACUAGUGGAUCGGCAGAUGUACCAAAAUUAGUUGAAAUUCAACAUUAUAAUUUUAUUGGAUAUAUUCGCUCUCUUAUUUGCAUGAAUAUUCUUACAAACAAAGAUACAGUCUUACAAAUGUCAUGUGCUUCUAACAGUAUACAUAUACAAGAAAUCAUAGGUACACUUAUAGUUGGAUCUGCUGUUAUAAUGUUACAUCCGCGUGGUAAUAAAGACGUUACAUAUAUAUCAAAUGUAUUACAACAAAAACAAGUUUCAUGUAUGCAAACUAUUCCAGAACGUUUCGAUUCUGUGCUAAAAUUUCUACUGGAAUAUGAUUGUAUAAAAUUUAACACACUUCGCAACAUCAAUAUUAGAAAUAUUACCUCCACAAUUCAGUCAAUUAAAGAACUAUGCAGUAAUUUGUUCAACAAUGUUCACAUAUGGAAUUCAUAUAGUUCAACUGAAACAAUGGUUGACUUUUUAUAUCAUUUGAUCGAUUUAAAUGACAAAAAAAGCAUUUUUUCAAUUGGAUAUCCAUUUUCUAAUUACAAAUGUAUUAUUCUUGAUAAAUACCUACAGCCUAUAACAAUCGGACAGAUUGGUGAAUUAUUUGUAGGAAGCGUAGACAUCUUCACCGCUUAUCUUGAACGUAAUGAUUUAACAACAAAAGUAUUUAUUGAUAUUGAUAACGAAGUAUUCUAUCGAACAGGUGAUCUUGUUCGAAGGGAUAACAGAGGUCUUCUCUAUUAUAAAGGAAAAAAGAAUCGUCAAACUAAAUUUCAUGGACAUGAUGUUGAUCUUAAUGAAAUCGAACAAUGUUUACUUGAACACAUAUCUAUCUCUGCUUCUAUUGUCAUUAUAUUGGAUGAUAGUUGUUUAACUGCUUAUGUUCAAAGUUCUGGUAUUGAUGAGAAUCAAUUACGUGAAUACUGUGAAUCACGCUUAUCAUACCAUAUGGUUCCAUCAGUGUUUGUUAUACUCGAACAAUUGCCUUUGAAUGAGAACGGAAAAGUAGACCGAGAACUGUUACCAACACCUUCCUUAUCUGCGAUAACGAAUGCCGAUCAAUCUGAUUCAAUGCUAUUAACACCACUUGAAAAAGAUUUACAAUGUAUUUUUAGCGAAGUAUUUGAUGAUGAAUUACCUAAUCUAAAUAUGUCGUUUACAGAAAUGGGUGGAACCUCAUUGAAUGUACUACAUAUGAUCUAUCUUAUUCGUCAGCAACUUGGUAUUGAAAUUGAUGCUACUCUCGUAUUUAAUUAUCCAUCAAUUCGACAGCUUGCACAGGUAGUCAAGCCAUUACUGUCCUUAGACGAUGAGUCAUCAAUUAUAUCAAAGACCUCAGCAGCACCAGUAGAUCUGCCCGUAUCACUUUGA